Molecule: messenger RNA, 2430 nt
Organism: Aricia agestis (brown argus)
Lineage: Eukaryota; Metazoa; Arthropoda; Insecta; Lepidoptera; Lycaenidae
Gene: Exo84
Product: exocyst complex component 8
Exons: 2
Coding region: 90-2132 (680 amino acids)
Biological process (GO): intracellular protein localization; Golgi to plasma membrane transport; exocytosis
Cellular component (GO): exocyst
Source: RefSeq, a predicted model, not a curated record
UGAAAUGUUUCGUCACUUGAUUAUUGAAUAAUGUAAAAUAUAUUGGUAAUUUAAACAUAAUAAAUACUUGUUAAUAUAUAUGUAACACCAUGUCAGAUAUAAACAUGGAAAAAUUCGCCAUUCCGGAUUUCGUACCGGAGCGGUACGUGAAAGAGCUAGCAAAAUCUUGUGUCGGAGGGGAGGAGCUGCAACAGCAAAAAGAGAAGAUCUCAGCUUUGGCUGAAGAAACAGCCAAUGCCCUGAAGAAAAAUGUUUAUGAGAACUAUAUGCAGUUCAUUGAAACUGCUUCCGAAAUAUCCCACUUAGAGGCCGAAAUGUACAAACUGUCCCACCUACUCAGCGACCAACGUACAGUCCUUACAACCUUAUCGCAAGCUUCGAUACUGGGCAACGAAAAUACAUUAUCUCACGAGUCACUCGACGAUCAAAACUUGGAGACGGAAAAAGCCGAGGAGCAGCGCAAAAACAAACUCAUUGCAAUAUCAGAAAAGGUCGAAAAUUGUAUGAACUUGUUAGACGUUCCAGAUAGACACCUCCUUCACGAGGGAGAUUUAUUGGAGCUUGAUCCAGAAGAGAAUACACCCAUUCAACCUAGAAUGCAUGUGUAUCUGUUCAAUGAUUGUCUCAUGUUGACUUCAUGGGUGUCAAACCGCAGAGGGCCCAUGAGGUACAAAUUUCAGACAAGUUACUCUGUCAGUACUCUAGCUGUAGUCAAUGUGAGGGACUUGGGGACUGUGAAACAGGCUUUCAAGGUGCUCGCGUUUCCUGACACCAGGGUAUUUCAGUGCAAUAGCAUAGCAAUAAAAAAAGACUGGCUCGAAAAAUUUGAUGUAGCAAAGAAAAUGUAUAUCGAGAAGGAAAAUCUCAAACAAAAGAAAAAUGAGAAACCUAAGCUAGAGUCUCUGGAAUCACCCAGUUUAUCUGUUGAAGAGAUACAAUCACCUCAAAUAGCCCCACUGCCUGAUUGGCUAUCUGAUGUUGCAGAGGAGUUAGAUGUUCUAAUUGUGGAGAGACACUUUGAGAAAACAUAUGAUUUGAUGAUGCUAGCACAGAACACAUUAGAGACCGAAGAAUUUAAGAGUCACCCUCAAAAAAAGGAUAUCCAAGUCAAAAUUGAGCAAAAACAAAAGAUUUUAACUGACAUACUUCUGAAAGAACUGGAUGUAACAGACAACUGGAGCCCCAGAGGUGGGUUGAGGUCCUCCCGGUACCCUGUCCUAAUUCUUACUAAAUUCAACAUGACCAGCCAAGCAUGUGAGCUGUUUCUAGACAUCUGUAGUCGUAUAGUCAAAGCCCAUAUAAAAGGUGUCCAAUUGGAAGGUUCCAUUCAAAGUUAUGUAAAUCAAGUUGGUGAAGUUUUUUUCUGUACCCUCAGUGAUGCUUUAUCUGAAUUUACGUCACUGUUUCCCAAAAACAAAUUGAGUGCUUUCAUUGUAUGGGCCAGCAUGCAGUUGAGGUUGCUGAUGAGCCAGAUAAUAAAACAAGUAUUCACCCCACAAUGUCCCCUGGACUCGGUGCUCGAGUGUGUACAAAGUUUGAGAGACCAAUGCACUCUUUUUUGUGAAUUUGGAUUAGAUCUUAGAUUUCACUUAAACAGUUGCUUACGGACUCCUAUUAUUAAAGCAUUACGUGAAUAUAAAGAAAAAAUUGUUGACUCAAUGAAAGCAAAAGUUUCAGAGGAUAAAUGGACACCUGUGAACUUGCACAGCAAAGUUGGAGUUGGUAAAUUUUUGACGCAGAUGGAGAACUUGGGCCUUAUGCUAGUUAGAUAUAUUAUAAACGAGACUUGGGUAGAUUUAUCUAGUAGUACCAUAUGGUUUACACAAUCUGUAAUCACUUUACAGAAUGUUGGCCUAAAAAUUGUUUCAAAAGAUAUGAUGGAUGUGGUUGAUGAGUGUAUUUAUGCCAUAUUUAAUUCACGAUUGAGUAUAACUGGACACGAUAGCAGCUAUGCUCAGAAAAACUUGAAAUUUAUAUUAGAUAUAGUGUUGCCCCACAUGCUGAAACAGUAUAAAGAUGAGGUGGGGUAUGAGAAUGAUAAGUUGCUGGGCUUGGGAAAGAAGUUUGGCGCGAAUAUCGCCCCACCAAAGAAAUCUAACAUCACAAAAUAUACGAGCAAUGAAUAUUUAUGAAAACAGUCAUUAUUCACUCGGAUGUAGAAUUUAUGUAGAUUAUGGGGGUCAUUCAAGGGCUGUUUAGGGUCUUCCUGAAGUUGUAAAAUAAUCCCGUUGCAACAAUUGUUUUUUAUAAUUUACCUUUCUCCAUGCCCAUACUUUGAAACAACUCAUGGCCCACUAGUUACACCUAGAUGUAGAUGUAUAAAAUUAUUUUAUUAUGCUAAAGCUUUAAUAAUGUAAUAUAUAGAGAUUAAGCAUGCAAGAUUUUUGUAAGUUUAUUUAAUAAAUUGAUCAAAUUAAAAUUUAUAUUAUA